This is a messenger RNA of Scylla paramamosain (green mud crab), 8132 nucleotides long. Its product is annotated as potassium voltage-gated channel subfamily KQT member 1-like. Gene Ontology annotation, molecular function: voltage-gated potassium channel activity; protein binding. The transcript has 21 exons. Gene Ontology annotation, cellular component: voltage-gated potassium channel complex; membrane. Bases 1179 to 3863 code for a protein of 894 amino acids. Lineage: Eukaryota; Metazoa; Arthropoda; Malacostraca; Decapoda; Portunidae. Gene Ontology annotation, biological process: potassium ion transmembrane transport. The record is from RefSeq and is a predicted model, not a curated record.
GAGGGAGCGGCAGGGAGAGGAGGAGGACGGGUUGGGGCGGCGGGAGAGAGGGAGGGAGGAGACGCUCACGGCUGGCCCAGUUCACUAGUAUACAAGCGGCCGUCGAGGUGUCCAGAGCUACCCGGCCGCGUCCCUGUGUCUCCCGCUUACUCCUGGCGGUGGUCUGAGUCCCCCUUACGACCCUUCUCCGUAUUCACAACCUUCUGUUCCUCACUGCAUCCUCACCUCUCUUUGUGUCUUCCCCGGCUGUCAUUCCCGCGUCUGAAAGUCUCCAGUGAGGAACUUCGCACGAGAAAACACAACGAAAGCGGCGGAAAGAUGGGUGACAGUGCGGGAAAGGAGUGCACGAGGACCCCCUGCUCACAUAAAAGUGGCGUUGGUUCAUGUCACCGCCACUUCGCGUCUCGUUAAAAAGUUCUGAUUCACUUCUGUAAACUUCGCCGCCAUCGCCAUUGUCUCCGUCGCCACCGUGCGCUGCUUCCCCGUGGGGGACAAAGUGAAGGGCCAUGGAGCCCUUUUGACGCUACCACACAGUACCUGAAGCCUCGCCCAUACGCUAUGUCCCUGAGAACACUUAGAAAAGCUAGUCAUUCAUGUGAGAACACCGCCAGGUCGAGGAGAUAAUGUGUUAAGUCUCGACGCGGGAUGCUGAGCGAGAACACGCAAGCAACGCCGCUAACACGAUCUCAGAACAUCUAGUCUUUACACUGACGAACACGAACAUUAACUACACAGCGCUCAUCGUAUGUCAUGUUCAAAUCAAUGGGUGAACUCUGGGUGGCGAUGGAGUCCCCUACAGGCCGUCAAAGCGGGUGUGCUUUGCCUCGCGGACACUAGGCAGAGGACGCGUUGAGGGGCGCGAAGAAGAUGAGGUGUGAGCGGGCGAAGAGGUGCAAAGGUACCUCGUUCCUGCAAUCAAAACAAGAGUACCUGCUUUGCCUGUUUAUUGCGUUAAUCAAACACAGUGUUCAGCCCGUUUGUCCAGGUGAGUCUUUGGUGGCAGUGUGUCGGCAGGUGACGGCGGAAACACGUGAGCAGGUUACUACAAAUAUUCCUGACGCAGCAGCUGAAAAGUGUUCUAAUUUCCCCAAUAUUUCACCAGGUCACGUGCAUUUUCUAGCGGGCAUGACUUCCGUCGGUUAGGUCGCGUGGGUGGGUCGCGCCUCCACCAGCCCAGAAUGAGCCUCCUAGGGAAGCCUCUCAACUAUAAAACCUCACGCCGGGACGUCCGCUACAGGAAAACACAAGCCAGAGUCUACAACUUCCUAGAGCGGCCGCGGGGAGUGAAGGCGGUCAUCUAUCAUAUGUCCGUGUUCUGCACCAUCUUCAUCUGCCUCACUCUGAGCGUUCUGUCCACGGUAAAGGACUACGAAGACCAAGCCACAGAAGUCCUCUUUUAUAUCGAGUCCUUUGUCGUCGUGUGGUUCACUAUUGAAUAUAUUUUGAGAUUAUGGUCGUCCGGGUGUCGUUCGAGAUACCAGGGGUUUUGUGGCAGGAUGAAGUACGCCAAGAGGCCUUUCUGUUGUAUAGACAUAGUAACCAUAGUGGCCUCGGUCGUGGUGCUGGCCAAUGGGUCCGGCGGGCAGGUGGUGUCUGCCGUGCGGGGGCUGCGCUUCUUCCAGAUACUGCGCAUGGUGCGGAUGGACAGACGGGGCGGCACCUGGAAGUUACUGGGCUCUGUCGUGUUCGCGCACAGACAGGAGCUCAUCACGACGGUGUACAUAGGGUUCCUGGGGCUGAUCUUCUCCUCCUUCCUCGUCUACCUCGUCGAGAAAGACAGCAACGACCACUUCAAAAACUUCCCCGACGCUCUGUGGUGGGGAGUGAUAACGUUAUGUACCGUGGGUUACGGUGACGCUGUGCCCAAGACCUGGGGCGGCAAGAUGAUCGCGUCGGGGUGUGCACUCCUGGGGAUUUCCUUUUUCGCCCUGCCAGCGGGCAUCCUAGGGUCGGGGUUCGCCUUGAAGGUUCAGCAACAGCAGCGUCAGAAGCAUAUGAUUCGAAGAAGGCAACCCGCGGCCACCCUCAUCCAAUGUCUGUGGCGAUGCUACGCUGCUGAUGAGCACUCGAUGUCCGUGGCCACCUGGAAGAUACACCAGGUGCCUCUUCCUUCACCUCCCUCGAGACAACUGAGUUCGAUCAGGCUGUCUCCAGGCCGAAUCUUCAAGCAUAAUGCAUCCUUCGUGACCAGAUUACCCACAAUCCGCCGCCACAGAAAUGCUCAUUCACCAUCCAUCAAAAACAGGCACACAGAUUCCAAUCAUGCAUUAGACAACCUAGUCAAUUCUAAUAGAAUAAAUACAAGUCACAGUGAAGAUUCUGUUACGAAAGAGUCUUCUGAUGUGGUUUUAACAAAAAAGAAUUCAGAUGUUCAUCUUCGGCUGGCUGCUGCGGCCUUCCUCACCCCCAUGGUGCUCAGUGAGACUGGCACUCCAACCAAUGGCACCCCGGUUGAGCAGGACCCAGCCCAGUUCCCUGUCGUGCUUGCCAAUCUACUUCACAAGGAGUUUGGGGGCAAUGUUGCCACCCCUCGCCGGCCCCGGUCCCCCAGCAGAGACGAGGACGAUGACCAACCGCGGGUGCUGCAGCUCACCAACCAGCACAAGGCAGCCAUCAGAGCCAUCAGGAAGAUUAGGUACUUCCUUGCCAGGCGUAAGUUCAAAGAGGCCCUAAAACCCUAUGAUGUAAAAGACGUUAUAGAACAAUAUUCCUCGGGCCAUGCAGAUCUGCUAACAAGAGUAAAGUACCUGCACGGGAGGCUGGACCAGAUCCUCGGGAAACAAGGAUCCAAGGCUAAGGAUGUAUACGAGUCCAAGAUUAGUCUUGCCUCUCGUAUUGUAAAAGUGGAAAGACAGGUUGAUGAUAUUGAGUCUAAAUUGGACCAGUUAAUUGAUCUGUACAUGGAGGACCGCAAACGCCUUCUGGCUCUGCCCCCACCUGUGACGAGUCUCUUUCCCACCACACCCACCUCUUCUGCUCCCCUCCCUGGCUCUCCAGACAGCUGCAGCAGUGGCCCUACCACCUCCUUCACCCCCAUCACCAGCUCCUCGACCGUCAUUUCCUCAUCUUCCCUAACCGUUCCUGGUGCUCCCCCACCCUACACAUCUGUUUUGAAGCCCAAGCCCAUCCUGGUUGACAAGCAAGCAUCUGAACCCAACACACCAACUAACAAGUACUUUGAGAGGCCCAUGACUCGAGGCAACUCUGACGUCUCUCAGAGAAUGAAGAAACGAGUUACCCUAAGACUCCCUUGCAGCUCACUGCCGUCCCGUCAUUCCCUGGAGGCCAAGGAGCCAGACUUGCUGCAGGUGCCUCAGGUGGUACAGAUUGAGCACACUGGUGCCCCCUACAUCGAGGAAGACUGUGAUUCCCGUAACCAAGACGACGACAGCAGUACAAUCAUGACUGAGUACGAAUCCCUGGAGCCAGCCACCAUCAUGGAGGAGAAUGAGUUCUCCUCCAUCACCAUCCCCACCAUCUCAGCCUCUGUUGCACAGGACACCACACUUCAAGUUCCAGCGCCAACCAUCAUUAGUCACCCCCAUCAUAGCUCUUCCCACCAUCAUCACGCUGCAGAGUUAAAUCACCAUUACCAUACACCACAUCACACUAGCUACUACUCCCACUACCCUUACACGUAUCACCACUAUCCCCGUCACCAUUACUCACACCAUCUCCCUACUCACCACGAGUCCAGGGUCACAUCGUCGCCACCAACCACGUCACCGUCAUCAUCAUAUGCACUACUGCCCGUCCUUGAGCCCCCAGUGUUGGUGGGGGAGAGCAUCGAGCUGCAUGCAACGGAGACUUCCCAGCUCCUGCCUGCACCUGAAAUAGUAACAAUGGAGGAGUCCUCAUCAUGAUGGUGCAAGAAAGGACACUACUUCUUACUCAGGGCAUUCUAAAAAUCUAGUUUGUUGUCCCCUCCCUUUUUUUAAUCAUGCAUUUCCAUUAGUCCUACUCACUCACCUAUUCCAUUGUGUGAGAACCCAUGUAUCCUUGUGUCCCUCUUGUUUAUGUUCAAGGUUAAUUUACUGUUUUUUGUGUGUGGGAAGUGCUGGUGGAGGUGACAAUUUAUGUGCUGUUGUUGAUGUUGGUUAAGGUUAGUAAGUGUGUGGUUCCUGUGGAGGAGAGACUCAGGGUUGUCUAGGCUAUUGGUGGCCCCACUCAAAAGACAACAUUUUGAUGUAGCAAAAAAACCUUAUUCGCAUCCCCACUGAUCUGAUCCACAAUCUCACGAUAUUAUUACCGUAAAUGGCUAUUUUUUUAUGAUUCUGUAAUAUUACAAUGCUCAUUCGCAGUACUGCAGAUAAGUUGUAUGGGUGGAUAGGUAUAAUUCACAAUGACAUUACAUAUACACUUGACUUCUUUUCACAAGGUAGACAGAAAAUCACUCCAGGUGUUGUGGCAAUUUUAUAUUGUUACAUUUGUUGCUAAGAAAAAUAUAUAAUGACAACAUGUCUUUCACUAUGUUACUUUGGUUCAAUAGGAAUUGGUUAUGGAUGAACUCCAUAAUGCAAUGUCUUAUAUUAUAGCCAUAAGAGACAAGACAAGAUAAGCCUUAUCAUGGAACAUUUAUUCUGGUCUCUGAAAUAGUGAUUUAGUUCCUAAGUCUCACUCACUUGUUGUUAUUAAUGAAUAAGCGAUUUUAUUAUUACCUCAUAGUUUUUAUUAAUUAAGCAAUUAGGAAUAUUUAUGAUAAAGAGCACUGACUACACUCAAGGCUCUUGAUUUUCCGAUAUAGGCUCCAUCUUUUACACCUACGAAGUAUUACAGUCUCUCUGCACUCUCCAGUUUGUACUCAUCACGUGCACACCAGUACAAUAAUUAUAAUUAACUUGAUAGGAUAUGAAUAUUUUACAAUUCAAUAGUAUAUGAAUAUUUUAUGAUUAUGAAUUCACACCACCCAUGACAUUACUUGACCAUCAAUCAUGACAAAGUUCAUAUAAACUAAGGGACAAGAUAUUUUUAUUUUAUACUUGUUCAUGAGACAGGCAAUAGGUGAUAUGGGAAAAGUGAAAUUGAGGUAAUUGCUGAUAGUGAUAAAAUGAAAGAAAGGUAAUGCAAUGAAAGAAUAAAGGUAAUGCCUGAUAGUUAAUGUGAGUAAUGAUGAGAGGUCUAGUUUGGUCAGAUACUAAGUUAUUACUGCUCAUUUGAGAUAGAAGUACUUUAUGGCUGAAAUUGUAAUAUUAAACUUGGCAAUACUAAACUAGGAAUGUAAUGAGGGAAGUCAGAUGACAUAUUUAUUGGCUCCAAUAUCUGGAUCUUUUUAAGUUAUUUCUAUAAGAAAUAAAAAAGCAACUUGAUAUGAUUGAUGAUCAAUAUGUGAAUAAUGAACUUGUUGAAGCAGAGGCACAUAUAAGCUGAAUUUUUAUACAGUCUCAAAUUCUAGUGAGAAUUAAGAAAUAGAUAGAGCAUAGAGAUUGCUUUUAAAAAUAGGAAAUUUGGAAAACCUAGAUACAUAUAUGCUGCACACUAGAAAUGCAAAGAGGUUAAGAAUUUUAUACAUUUCAUGUUUUUAUGGGAGAGAAGCAAUAUCAGUAUUAAUAUUUACAUUAGAUACAUACUUUAUAACUAUCUUUACUACUCUACCACAUGUUUUCAGUACCUGUUGCUGCUGCUACACGAUGGUUGCUAGAGCCUGAUCCAUAACACUUCUUAGUCAUCGUAACACAAAUCCUUCUUAGUUUAGCAGAUUUAAACAAUGUUGAAAUUGAACCUUUUAAAUUGUAACAUUCUGAGUGACAACUAACAUUUCUUUUUGUUGCAAAAGUUUUUUUUUUUCUUUUCUAUUAGGAUAAAUAAGAUAUAUUACCUAAUAAGGCAGGAAUGAAGCUCCCCUUUAAUGAGCAGUGCACAGCUGUCAGGCACUGUGUGGGUGUUGCAGUUUUUUGUCGGAAACCUAUUAAGUUGACUUUAUAAAGGUAGGCCAAUGAAAGUAAAUACUUCAUUAUACAAGAAAAAAGUUGCACAGAAAGCCUGCAAUCUUACUGAAAGAAAUAUGUUACUUGUGUAACAAAUAUAGGGAAUCCUUGUAACCUUCAUUAAGGAUUUUUUAUGUGCUCUAUUUGUACUGUAUGAAUAUGUAGGGCAGUAUGAAUGGAGCAAAGGCUGGCCAUGUUACAUGAGGCACAUGGAAGGAGGAAUGUUGUUUGACAAGAACAGCCUGCAGUAUGUCUGUGUGCUUUUGUUGCUCUUCACCUUCAGUCACCAUUAAGUUUUUAAAAAUGUCAUUGACACAAAUGAAUCACACAUUACUUGUCUGUAAAUUUAAGUAGUGCAUUGCAAGGUAUCACAUGAUCAACAAAAAUACAACUUAUGGGAAAGAUUUUUUUGUGUUGAAUGUUAAAUUCUUCCCUAAAGACAAUUUCCUGAAUUUUCAUAUCAAGUUAUUAUCACACAACUUAUUCAUAGUAACUUUUACAGACAGUGCACUGAUAAGCCGAGUUUGUGCAUGGAUUGGUGAGUGGCAGAGAAGCCUUAGCACAACUAGUGAUUCAGCACCAAUUGUGGUUAAUAUAACCAAGCUCUUCACUUCUGUCAUUUGGCCUUGGUGAGGUCACAGUCAUCAUAGCAUGCUUCCAAAUUGUUCUGUCAUGGCCACCUUGACAAGAAUGUGGUGCACUGGCAGACUGUUCAUGAUCAUGUGCAUCUUGCAUCAUGCAGCAAGUUCAGAUGACUAACUAGUAUUGUAUGCAAAAUUGAGAUGACUUCUCCAACAGCAUUACUUUGUAGAUCAGAACAAAGUUUGUUGCAUUCUAAUGUCAUAAUUCAGAAUUUAAACAUACACACAGCAAGAAAAAUACUUCCAAUGUUGAUGAGUGAUCCACAGCUCAAGGGUAUUUCAUGAAUUCCAUCUGGUGAUGACCAAUGAAUUCUCAGUAGCAAAAAAAUAACCACAAUAUGCAGAUACAACUGUUCUGAACUGUCUCUGUUUUUCUCUGUAGUACUGUUUUAUCUAAAAUUCAUACAACAAACUGUUCUGAUGGAAAUAUUUCAAAAAAUAAGGAGAGCAACACUUACAAUAUUCCAGGGAACCCAUGGUGGUUUUAGAAGACAAUUUUACAUUGGUAACUGACAGGUGUCUGAGAUGGUUCACUUCUGCAAAAUAAACAAUAAAAAUACUGCAUGUACAUGACAUGUACAAUGAAAGAACUGUUGAAGGGGAGUUUAGUACAGCCAGUCAAAUUAUUACCUUCAUAUUAUAUACUCUUAUUAAUCAUCCAUUAUGUGAUAAUUCAAGAACUGAUUUUUGGUUAUCGUUCAUAGUAGGAAUGAUAUCUAGGUUCAUUAGCUAAUAUUUUUUUUACAAAUUAAUUGCAGUAUGUAGUAAUUUUGGUUUUCUGUCUAGUAGUGGUGUUUCUUUCAACUAACACAUAGGUAUUAUCAGUGAUUUUAUUGUUAUAAUUAAUAAGGGGUAAAGAAAGGCACAAUCAAUAUGCUACAUGAACUAGAAUUAAAUAAAGUAUGGCAAGUCUCACUGUGAUGAGAGACGGUGAGGUGUGUUCAGAAGGCGAGGGUGAGAGGUGUGUGUUCCCGCCUCACCACUCCAGGAUGAGGAGGUAAUCAAAAGACAAAUUAUUUCUUGUGAGAUUCAGUUGCUCACAUAAGUGGCUUACAUUUCAGUUGCUUCCGUUACUUUUGUUGACAAUUUCUUAAUUUGAAUGCUUGAAAACUUUGCCAAAUCUGCUUCCAUAAUUUGCUCAUAAUGUAAUUCUGUUUUCAGAAUGGCAUUAAUUCACUAAUGAUAAAUAUAGACAUUCAAACUAAAUGAUGACAAAUGUAAUUUUCUUUAAAAUUAAUAAAAUACAGCAAAGAGGUAAGAUUAUUGCCAAAAUGCUUGACAUUGUCCAAGUGAGAUACUAUUAAGCUAUUGUAUAAUGAUCAGAUCUGAAGGUCCAGUAUUGCUUGCUAUGAACAGUUUUGUUAUCACUGUAGUUUAGUGUACAUAAUUUUCAAGAAAUUAUUCCAUAUUCACUACAUGAAAGCAUCUGUAACAUAGUCCAUUAUCACUUGAAAUGUUGAAUUAUGGGAAGAAGAUUUACAUAAGUUGAGUAUGUUGUAAAAUAUAUAUAUUUACUGUUUGGUUAUUGUGAAUACUAUAUUUGCCAAAUAUAACUUUUUGCAGUCAA